Messenger RNA from Tribolium castaneum (red flour beetle), 2142 nucleotides. It is a transcript of the gene Fbw5, whose product is annotated as F-box and WD repeat domain containing 5. Gene Ontology annotation, biological process: protein ubiquitination. Gene Ontology annotation, molecular function: protein binding. Gene Ontology annotation, cellular component: SCF ubiquitin ligase complex; Cul4-RING E3 ubiquitin ligase complex. The record is from RefSeq and is a predicted model, not a curated record. NCBI's taxonomy places the organism in Eukaryota, Metazoa, Arthropoda, Insecta, Coleoptera, Tenebrionidae. The transcript has 7 exons. The coding region runs from base 101 to 1990 and encodes 629 amino acids.
AGACACAAAUCAGCUGUUUUUGACGUUAGCCUCUGUCAAUGUCGACAGUAAAUAAAUAACACAAUCACAAAAAACAAAUAAUAAAACAAAGAGGAGGAUUAUGUGGGCUUUUUUACCCUAUCCUGCUUUAUACAAAAUCUUCCAGUACUUGAAUUAUAAAGAAUUAGUGCGUGUAAGUGAAGUUUGUCAUAACUGGUGUGAGGUUAGUCGAGAUGAUUUUCUCUGGAAAGACUUGUUCUUUGAGAACUUUCUUGUCGAUAAAUCUGUACCGAUAGUUUCUGAAAGAACUUGGUAUGAGGAAUUCAAAAGACUAUCUUACAAUGUUCCAGUGGUCCAAACAGAGACAUUACACGAUCAUCGACAUCAAGUCCUUCAUGUCAGUUUUUCACACAACGGCAAAUACUUUGCCACAUGCUCAAAGGAUGGCUAUGUCCUGCUAUGGAACUCCACAUAUCCAGUUGAAAUAAAAUAUUCACGAGAUAUGAACAGUUUUUCCUGGAAAUACACACAAUAUUCACAGUUUAAUGAAUCUGACACUCUGCUUCUUGUAUCAGGAGUUCAUUUUGGUACACCACAUAGUACUUCAGGCGAAAUUGCAGUAUUUAAUUUACUCGCUGGGUUUGAGUUGCAAUGUCGAGUCGUCAAUAAGCCAUAUGAUAUUUAUGGCACUUGGUACAGUGACCAACACUUACUCUCAGGUGACUUACAUUGGUUAGCACAUUUAGUUAGUACGUCCUCGUUAUGGUUAAAUAAAGCAUCACAAGAGGCUGAAUCAGAGCAUGUCCCGAUAACUCAUAACAUGUUUCGGUUUUAUAACAGAAAUGCAAGUUCAAUUAGAGCGAUAAUGAUCGCCAACUGUCUUCCAAAUUCUGAACUUGCGACAGAGACCAAAGAAACCGAAGUUGAGGUCGGACCGUCUGAAAAUAAAAACAGCACAUUUGAGCACGGGAACCCUGUAAGCCAUAGAGACAUAAAUGCGGUUCCCUGCACACACAGUUCUUCUGGCAGUGCUAUUUCUUUUGAUGCCAAAAAAACUGCAAGUGGCUCAGACUUAGGAAAUCCGAUUUGGUAUAAUUCAGAUUAUCGCAAAGUUGAAUCUGAGAAUAUGCUAAUAGAUGAGUCUGAGGAAGAAACGGAAGAUGAUGACACUGGCAAGGAUGAUUGUGAUGAUGAAGGUUCUGAAGAAGACUCAGAUCAACUCACUCAAAACGAUAAAUAUUUAAUUUUUACAACGGGCUUUAAAACAUACACACCUCAUCAGAUAGGCUUUAAACGGAUAAAACCGUUCGCUUUCCCUAAACGCUUGGACCCGGGCCCCUCGUUGAAAGAACGCAUAAUUCUGCGUGAACGCAAACGCGAGCUUUUAAAAUCCGGUUCGCCGCCCCCCGAGCCAAACUGGCUAGAUUUCGACUCAGUGGCCGAUAAAUUUGACAAAGUCGACCAUGUGAUUGAUUUACAUGGCCAUAUCGUCGGAAUGGGCCUCAGUCCUGACCACAGAUACCUCUACGUCAACAGCAGAUCCUGGCCUGAAGGGUACAAAAUAUCGAAUCCCUUGGAUCCGCCCCCGAUUGCACAAGAAAUCGACAUCCACGUUAUUGACUUAGUGACUUUGAAACAAGUCGGUACUAUGCUACGAGCGCACAAGGCGUACACUUCCAACAGCGAGUGCUUUUUUAUAUUUUUGGACGUUUGCAACCAGUAUGUGGCGAGUGGCGCUGAAGAUAAGCAUGGGUACUUGUGGGAUCGACACUACGGCAUGUGUUUAGUUAAGUUCCCGCAUUCGGAUGUGGUUAAUUCCGUAGCAUUUAAUCCCAAAGACCCGGAAAUGUUGGUUACUACGUCAGAUGAUCACAUCAUUAAGGUGUGGAGGUCAAGGGCCAAAGUGAGAGAACUGAAAUUGAGCGAAACGCAGUUUCCAAAAGGUGUGGAGUUUAGACGAAGUCGAACGAAAGAUAAGUUAAGAUGCAACGCCGGCAUAAGGAGGAUAUGAGGUUGUGGUGGCAAUAAUUGUGUCUUCGUGUGAACAUAAUCCAGUUUUUCGAGUCGUUUGAUUGUACUUUUAACUUAUUAGUUUAUCCGUCCAAAUAUGAAGGAAUGUUUUUAUGACUAACAUAAUCUUGAAUAUAUGAAAAUAAAAAAAUA